AUGGGGGCAAAGGCUAAUUGGAGACUCUGGCCUCUUGCUCACUGCCCUCUCAUCGUGGCCGAGAUCGUUCUGGGGCUGCUGGUAUGGACACUGAUCGCCGGAACUGAGUACUUCCGGGUCCCAGCAUUUGGCUGGGUCAUGUUUGUAGCUGUAUUUUACUGGGUCCUCACCGUCUUCUUCCUCAUUAUCUACAUAACAAUGACCUACACCAGGAUUCCUCAGGUGCCCUGGACAACAGUGGGCCUGUGCUUUAACAGCAGUGCCUUCGUCCUGUACCUCUCUGCUGCUGUUGUCGACGCAUCUUCCGUCUCCCCUGAGAGGGACAGCCACAACUUCAACAGCUGGGCGGCCUCCUCGUUCUUUGCCUUCCUGGUCACCAUCUGCUACGCUGGAAAUACAUAUUUCAGUUUUAUAGCAUGGAGAUCCAGGACCGUGCAGUGAUUUAUCAUUUUGAUAAUUAAACGGAAAAAAAAAAAGAAUCCCACUGUAAAAACAGCUGAAGGUAUAAUGUAUAUUCAUAGAGAAUUGUAUUUAACUAAUGUUUUUUAUAUACUUAAAUUUGCUCACAAAUUGUGGUUUGUUGCAAUUAAACUAGAUACUUAUUUGCAAAGUGUUGUAGCUUAUACUGAACUCUUAAGUAUCUUAUUAAUGUCUUCAUAGAUCCUAUUUUCUUAGACAAUGUUUAAAUAGAUAAAUUGCUAAUAUUGAGAAUGUGUCAAGUUUGUAAACCCAACUUUUAAGAUGCCAGAAUCUUUUUGGAUUAAAUAUUGCAAAACCCCA
Messenger RNA from Sapajus apella (tufted capuchin), 780 nucleotides. It is a transcript of the gene CMTM8, whose product is annotated as CKLF like MARVEL transmembrane domain containing 8. The record is from RefSeq and is a predicted model, not a curated record. The coding region runs from base 1 to 441 and encodes 146 amino acids. NCBI's taxonomy places the organism in Eukaryota, Metazoa, Chordata, Mammalia, Primates, Cebidae. Gene Ontology annotation, cellular component: membrane. The transcript is spliced from 7 exons. Gene Ontology annotation, molecular function: structural constituent of myelin sheath. Gene Ontology annotation, biological process: myelination.